This is a messenger RNA of Echinococcus granulosus, 1848 nucleotides long. Its product is annotated as Multidrug and toxin extrusion protein. The transcript is spliced from 18 exons. NCBI's taxonomy places the organism in Eukaryota, Metazoa, Platyhelminthes, Cestoda, Cyclophyllidea, Taeniidae. The record is from RefSeq and is a predicted model, not a curated record. Gene Ontology annotation, cellular component: membrane. Bases 1 to 1848 code for a protein of 615 amino acids. Gene Ontology annotation, molecular function: xenobiotic transmembrane transporter activity; antiporter activity. Gene Ontology annotation, biological process: xenobiotic detoxification by transmembrane export across the plasma membrane.
AUGAUGGACCAAGAAAAUACACAAGAUGGUUUAGACGCUGACUACGCGAAGGGGCGAAAUUGCUGGUCAAAAUAUUUUCUGAAUGGGUUUUGGUACGAAUGGAAGGAACUGUCAAAACUUGCUGUCCCUAUUAUGUUCACAAGUUUGGUUGAGUACCUUACUGCACCCAUCAGUCUUUUCUUCUGUGGGAAACUCGGAAAAACUGAGCUGGCCGCAGCGGGUCUUGCGAUAUCCCUUUUUCAUACUGCCGGCGUCUCCUUCAUUAUGGGGCUUCUUACUGCCGGUGAAACCCUUUUUGCGCAGACCUACGGUGGAAAAAAUAAGUUCGGACUCGGGAUACAGGUGCAAAGGUCUUUCUUAAUCCUCACCCUUUGUUGCCUUCCUUGCUGGGCCGUGCAUUUGGUGAUUGAACAAAUUCUUCUGUCCACCAACCAACCUCCUUUGAUAGCCAAGUAUACUGGCGAGUAUAUUCUUGGAAUGAUGCCUGGACUAUUUUUCUUCUCCAUCUUUGAAAUCCUGACAAAGUAUGUGCAAACCCAGAACAAAGUACUGCCACCACUCAUUGCUGGAAUCAUAGGAAAUCUCGCCAAUGCUAUUGCACACUACGUUUUCAUUUACCAUAGCGACAUUGGCAUUAUAGGUUCUGCGCUUUCACAGUCCGUAUGUUAUUUUGUCCAAGCUAGCUGCGUUUUGGUUUAUAUUGUCGCCUCUGGAAUAUACCGCCGCACAUGGGAUGGUCUUCAUAUUGAAAUGUGGCAUGACUGGAGUGUAUGGUUUCGCCUUGGCUUGCCGGGUGUGGUGAUGUUUGGGCUUGAGUGGUGGGUUUGUGAGGCCGGAAGCCUCACCGCCGGUAUGAACACUCCGCUGCCUGCUGCCGCUGAAAGUCUUCGCGGAGAAGAGGCUCUUGCCGUCCAAACCAUUCUGAACAACGUUGAAUCCAUCCUAUUUUGUACUUUUCCCAUGGGAUAUGGUAUUGCUGUAGCAAUUCGUGUUGGCCAAUUUGUCGGUUCCAACAACUCUGUAGGGCCAAAGUUGACGGUCUUUGUAGGAAUACUUACUCUGGUGUUUGUGGCAAUAAUGAAUACAAUUAUUCUUUUGUUUGGACGCUACCAAAUCCCACGAAUCUUUACAGGUGACGUCCAAGUCUUUUCUUUAUUUGCUACCACGGAUGUUCUAACCCUUCGUUAUCGUUUCAGUAAAAUUAUAGCGGCAACCGCUUAUGGCAUGCCGUCUGUCGUCGCAUACCAAUUCUUUGAUUGCAUUGUGGGUGUGUGUAGUGGAGUUAUCCGAGGUGUUGGAAUGCAAAGGUUCGGGGCCAUUGUGUGUUGCGUCAGCAUGUAUCUGAUCGGCGGGCCACUCGCCCUCUGUCUUCUUCUCCUAACCGACCUCGUUGUGCCAGGUUUCUGGUGGGGUCUUACAGUUGGCAUGGUAAUUCAAGUCAUAUUUUACAUCACCAAGUGCUGUCGGAUUGACUGGGUGCAGAUGUGCCGUCAAGCUGAAAGGCUAACUGAAAUCAAGUUUGUCAACUCUAGUUUGGGUCGUGAGACCUUCCAAAUGACAGAAGCUGUAAAAGAGAAAAGCGAGGAUCACUCAGGGGCAGAUGCCGGUAACGACGGCUGUGAUGAGGAUGCAGAAUUGGUAAAAGCCUGCACACCCUUGAUACUAAUAACACGGUCUCUGAUUAUUGUUACCUUCUCCGCGCUUCUGCUGGUUGCCAUCUGCUGCCGGUACUACAUCGACUGGUCAAGGUACUUUCAAAGCCACUGUCUCCUCAACAAUGGCACCCUUCUCCCGCUUCAUAGCAGAUCGAUAGUCAGGGAACUAGGCUGCGUACGCUUAAUUCCCUGA